This is a messenger RNA of Stylonychia lemnae, 654 nucleotides long. The record is from the annotation of a GenBank genome assembly. Lineage: Eukaryota; Ciliophora; Spirotrichea; Sporadotrichida; Oxytrichidae.
AUGGAAGCUUAAAAUGCCAUCAAAUUGAUUAAAGAGCUAAAAACUAACAAAUUUUUACCUAAAUUCAAUGUAUUUACAUCUGUGUUUGAACUUAUAUCAUAGGACCCUUUAGUUUUAGAAGUUUGCACUGAAAUAACUAAUUAAAUGGACAGAAUUAACUAAGUUCUUUCGUAAUAAUAGCAUUUGUAUUUAUAAAUUGCAUAUAGAGAUCCUGAAUUUGACAGAGAAUAGCAGUAAGAAACAACUAAAUUGAUCGUAGAAAAUUAGAACAUGCAAAGAAACAUAAGAUGUUUACUUGCCUACUUAAAUACAAGAGCCGAUAGACUUCAUAGAUUAGCUUGGGAAAGUGGGAAAGCCAUGCCUGAACACAUUAAGGAUAAGUUAACUCCUGCAGAGAUAACAUACUAUUAGAAAUAUCUAGAGAAUAUUGAUCAAUACAACAAGUCAUUGUCACUGGAUAAUAACAUUGAUUUAACCGUAGACUUAACUCCUCCAAAGGAGCUGUUUAUUGAAGUCAGAAUAAAGAAGGAUUAUGGAACAAUUAUGCUACCAGAGAGUGGCUAAGUGAAUUUAUAGAGAAAUACGACACAUUUACUUAGAAGAAGCGAAGUCGAUCAUCUAAUUAAAUAGGGCAUUGUGGCUGAGGUUGUAUGA